Molecule: messenger RNA, 1281 nt
Organism: Xenopus laevis (African clawed frog)
Lineage: Eukaryota; Metazoa; Chordata; Amphibia; Anura; Pipidae
Gene: frzb.L
Product: frizzled related protein L homeolog
Biological process (GO): non-canonical Wnt signaling pathway; canonical Wnt signaling pathway; animal gross anatomical part developmental process
Cellular component (GO): extracellular region; cytoplasm
Molecular function (GO): Wnt-protein binding
Source: RefSeq, marked provisional
UUUACAUGUGCCCAGAUUUUCCCUGUAUUCCCUGUAUUCCCUCUAAAGUAAGCCUACACAUACAGGUUGGGCAGAAUAACAAUGUCUCGAACAAGGAAAGUGGACUCAUUACUGCUACUGGUCAUACCUGGACUGGUGCUUCUCUUAUUACCCAAUGCUUACUGUGCUUCGUGUGAGCCUGUGCGGAUUCCCAUGUGCAAAUCUAUGCCAUGGAACAUGACCAAGAUGCCCAACCAUCUCCACCACAGCACUCAAGCCAAUGCCAUCCUGGCAAUUGAACAGUUUGAAGGUUUGCUGACCACUGAAUGUAGCCAGGACCUUUUGUUCUUUCUGUGUGCCAUGUAUGCCCCCAUUUGUACCAUCGAUUUCCAGCAUGAACCAAUUAAGCCUUGCAAGUCCGUGUGCGAAAGGGCCAGGGCCGGCUGUGAGCCCAUUCUCAUAAAGUACCGGCACACUUGGCCAGAGAGCCUGGCAUGUGAAGAGCUGCCCGUAUAUGACAGAGGAGUCUGCAUCUCCCCAGAGGCUAUCGUCACAGUGGAACAAGGAACAGAUUCAAUGCCAGACUUCUCCAUGGAUUCAAACAAUGGAAAUUGCGGAAGCACGGCAGGUGAGCACUGUAAAUGCAAGCCCAUGAAGGCUUCCCAAAAGACGUAUCUCAAGAAUAAUUACAAUUAUGUAAUCAGAGCAAAAGUGAAAGAGGUGAAAGUGAAAUGCCACGACGCAACAGCAAUUGUGGAAGUAAAGGAGAUUCUCAAGUCUUCCCUAGUGAACAUUCCUAAAGACACAGUGACACUGUACACCAACUCAGGCUGCUUGUGCCCCCAGCUUGUUGCCAAUGAGGAAUACAUAAUUAUGGGCUAUGAAGACAAAGAGCGUACCAGGCUUCUACUAGUGGAAGGAUCCUUGGCCGAAAAAUGGAGAGAUCGUCUUGCUAAGAAAGUCAAGCGCUGGGAUCAAAAGCUUCGACGUCCCAGGAAAAGCAAAGACCCCGUGGCUCCAAUUCCCAACAAAAACAGCAAUUCCAGACAAGCGCGUAGUUAGACUAACGGAAAGGUGUAUGGAAACUCUAUGGACUUUGAAACUAAGAUUUGCAUUGUUGGAAGAGCAAAAAAGAAAUUGCACUACAGCACGUUAUAUUCUAUUGUUUACUACAAGAAGCUGGUUUAGUUGAUUGUAGUUCUCCUUUCCUUCUUUUUUUUUAUAACUAUAUUUGCACGUGUUCCCAGGCAAUUGUUUUAUUCAACUUCCAGUGACAGAGCAGUGACUGAAUGUCUCAGCCUA